AUGGCGUCCGCGUUCCAGAAUACGUGGCAAACUGCGCUCGAAGUCGAAAAGGAGCUCCUCAAGAGCCUUGCCGAAAAAGAGCCGACGUUUGCUGAAAUCUCUCACUACCUGUCGGAAUUCCGCUCCGCUUGCCAAAAUGCUGUCCUCCAGGCCUUCGAAACCGCCCGCUCCGUCGAUGUCGAAACUCGCCUUUGGGAUGCGCAUCUCAAGAUCAACACUCGGUUUCGCAAAUUACUUUCCCGCUUCCGUGAAGAAGGCGGGAAGAAAAAGAAGCCGGUAGAGAGGCGGAAACUCGAAAAACACUACCUCGAAUUCAUCAAAUCAAGUCAACGAUUCUAUCGAGCCUACAUUCAACAAUUAUCCUCCCAUUUUGGAGGCAUUCCGGAGCUGGAAAAAGUUGCGCGGAAAUUCAAUUCUGACAAUCUGUCUGCGGAGCCUCCGAUUCAAAGUUCCGAACCCCUCAGAAGGCUCGUUCUUUUGUCGUGCCAUGCAACCCUUAUUCGCCUCGGUGAUCUCUCGCGCUACCGCGAAACCGAGCUGGUAAGCAAGAACCGCAAUUGGGGUCCGGCCAUCGGCUAUUAUGACCUGGCCACCUUGAUCCAUCCAGCCUCGGGUGCGCCCCAUAAUCAGCUGGCAGUCAUUGCUUUGGCCGACGGGAAUCAUCUGAGGGCCACUUAUCAUCUUUAUAGGGCACUUGGGGCUCAAGAGCCUCAUCCAUCGGCUAAGGGCAACCUGGAGAUCGAAUUCAGAAAGGUGAUGAAUGCUUGGAACAAACGAGAAUUGAUUCGACCUGAAGAUGCUGGUAUUCCGGGCAGGGCACUGGCUCCUUGGUUCGUAUACCUCCACGCACAAUGUUACCGAGGGCUUGAUUUCCCCGAACAUGAUGAGCUUGAGAGUGAAGUUUUGAACCAGCUUGCUGUGGACUUGAAGGAGCGCUCACUUGAAGGCACUUUGCAAAAGUUUUGCCUGAUCAAUAUUGCUGCUGAGGAUUUCUCCCGGACACGCACCACUGAAGAUACUGCACCAAAUGCGCGCCUCUUCUUUCAGCGUAUCAACGUGAAGACCUUCUUCACACUGCUCCAGAUACUCCUUGCCGAGGUAGAACGAUUUGCGGUCGAAGACCCGAGCAAUCAAGACGCAAAAACCGGACCCGACAAGGUCACAGUCGUGGCGCGACGUAUACUACCGGCGCUCCGGAACUACAGCUCUUGGCUUCUUACGGCCAGCAGCCUGUUGGUCUCGUAUAAAGGGGAAAAGGACACGCCUCUCGCUGUCCAGAUAAUUGAGUUCUGGAAGAUAUAUGCCAACACUCUGACCCUCCUCGCGUCGACGUUUGAUGUGGUCCAUCUUCCCGAGAUUGAUUAUCUAUUGGAAGAAGAUGAAGAGACACUGUGUUUUGCGCCCCUGGCCAAGGAAUCAACCUCGCGGAGAUACUUUAACUCGGCUGGCCAGCAGAAGCCUCGAAUGAACGAUCCAGGGGUGGAAAGGAACCAUCCUAACAUGGAGAUGCUCUACCGAAUCCGCGAAUUUGUUAUUGAUGGGUUGGAUCUUGUUGUGAGCAAUAAAAUCCCAAUCGCCUUAGUGGAUGAUGAAGACAAGAAAACUUUCAUCUACCAAGAAGAAGGGCUUCCAUCGCAAUUCUUCGCCAGCCCGUCGGGUCAUCACCAUACGCUCUCCUCUGCUAGUAUCGAAAGGGACGAUAUCCAACAGGCGGCUAACGAUGUCAAUCCUAAUGUGGACACCAAAAGCGUCUUUGGCGGGUCGCAAUCCGCCUCUGCGUCAAUGUCAGCCAGUAUGCAUCGCAUCGUCGAAGAUGUAGAGCGAUUGGUCGAAUCAGACACCUACGAGAACGCCCCGGCCGUGCCAGAGCAGCUGACUUUCCCACGAUCUAGCAAUCAGCAGCGACCGUCCAGCCAGUUUUUUGACCCGAUUAGUGCGGACUCGAUUUUCCAGGAGGACCUCCUUCCUCGGCAGACUCCAGCUGCUCCUCCCGGGCUCGUCCCACCGAUGGCAGGAUCUGCAGCUCUAGCCCGGGUGCCGUCGUCCCAAUCAUACACUCAACGGCCCUCCCUCCCCGGCAUCCCAAGUAUCUGGAACACGGCUCUUUCGCCGGAAAUUGGUGACGCACCUUCCCCACGGACCCCACCAGGCCUGGGACAGCAAUACCCGGCUUCGAUGCCAUUUCCAAACAUCGGAAGCCCCAGUCAUCGCCAUCCCUCUCAGGACUCGAUCACCAACGAGCUCAUGCUCCGUCAAAAUCUGAUCAAUCAAGCCCAGAUGCAGAGCGCUUUCAACGGUCCUGGCGCCAUAUCCUCCUCAUGGAUGCCCACGUCACACUCGACAUCGCAUCACCGUCUUUCUGGUAUGUCAUGGGACCGACACCUCCUCGAGGCUGCCGCAAACACUCCUGCAUCACUCGGAGUUCCCAGUCAGCCCCUAUCCAGCGGUCUAUCCAAUGCAUCGUGGGCCAAUGACGCGUUCAUGGCCAGCAGUUUCCCAUCUGGGGCCGGCUACCCCAGUUCCGGUUUCGGCAACAGUCGCAAGUCUGCCACGCAAUACGGUGCUAUCGGCCAAACACCCCCUUGUGGACACGGAGGCUGA
Molecule: messenger RNA, 2601 nt
Organism: Aspergillus ibericus CBS 121593
Lineage: Eukaryota; Fungi; Ascomycota; Eurotiomycetes; Eurotiales; Aspergillaceae
Exons: 7
Coding region: 1-2601 (866 amino acids)
Biological process (GO): nuclear-transcribed mRNA catabolic process, nonsense-mediated decay
Cellular component (GO): telomerase holoenzyme complex
Molecular function (GO): telomeric repeat DNA binding; protein binding; telomerase RNA binding
Source: RefSeq, a predicted model, not a curated record